AUGCCUUGGAGUCCUGGGCGGCAGUCUGCUUCCUGUGGUCAAUCGGCCAUCUCAGAGACGGUGAGUACGCCGUCUUAUACAGACUCCUCGGACUGCCAGCAUUUAGAAGACUUUUACCUGUUGCAGUGGGCUGCAGGUCUCUCGUGGCUUGCCGCCCUGCGCUAUUGUAUGGUGAAUCACGCCGUCCCUGUGCCUGUUGCGCAUCGGUUUAGCGUUGCCGCCAACAUCAUGUCGCCCAUGGAGCUCUGGAGUAUGGCGUUCUUGAUGUGCAUCUCCCAGCCAGUAGCGCCGGUCCGCCCUACGGCUAGCAUCGCACGAUUGCCGAUCCGAGGCACGACCACGGACCAACGUCAUGGUAGAGCUGCGUGGCCUCCGCGAGACUACCAAUUACCAGUCCAUCGCCCUGGUACAAGCCUGCGUGACACGCGCCGCUGCACUUUGCGGCAUCGCCAUCAGCUUGGCGAAAAAAGACAAUCUCUUCCCUCAGGCCUCAGCAAGGACUUCGUCCGUGCGCGCCUGCCCUUUUGGCAGCCACCUCCAUCUGCCAUGAACAUCACUUCCGCACACCCCUUCGAAGAACUCGACGCAACUCUCAAUACUAUCACGGACCCUGUCCGAAGUUCUCCGCGAGUCUAUCCGUGCCAGAACAGCGAUACUCGGAAGCUGAUUCUUGUACUACGAACGGCUACGUGCAGCUCUCACAUGGCACCUUAG
Molecule: messenger RNA, 714 nt
Organism: Alternaria rosae
Lineage: Eukaryota; Fungi; Ascomycota; Dothideomycetes; Pleosporales; Pleosporaceae
Exons: 2
Coding region: 1-714 (237 amino acids)
Source: RefSeq, a predicted model, not a curated record